UCCACCCCUGCAUUGCUGACCAUGCUAUUAUCUGUUGCAGUUGCUUCAGUGUUGUUUGUGCUUGUUGCAAAGGUUUUUUAUAAUGGAGGAGGCAAAAAACUUCCUCCAGGAAGUUUGGGUUUCCCUUUGAUAGGAGAGACCAUUGGAUUCCUGAAUGCGCUAAAAAAAAAUGAAUGCGACAAGUGGGUUGCAGACAAGGUUGCCAAACAUGGCCCCAUUUUUAAGACCUCCUUGAUGGGCAUUCCAACAGCCGUCCUCACUGGCCCAGAGGGAAACCGCUUUGUCUUUCAGAAUGACUAUCACACCAUCGUUAACAGCCAGCCCAGGACUUUUAUGAAGAUUUUUGGCUCUAAAAAUAUCACUGAGCUUUUUGGAGAGGAGCACAAGCGGAUAAGAAAUGCUAUCAUGACAUUCAUGAGGCCAGAAGCUUUACAGAAAUGUGUUGCCAGAAUGGAGUCGGUUGUGCUGGAGCAAUUUGAAGAGAAUUGGGAAGGAAGAGAAAGUUUACUUGCUUAUCCGUUGGUGAAGCAACUUACUUUCUACAUUGCCUUUGAUAAUUUCUUCGGUUUGAAGGACUCUAAAGAGAAGGAAAUUCUUAACCAAGAAUCUAUUGCACUCAUCAAGGCAAUAUGGUCUCUUCCUUUGAAUUUCCCAGGAACCACUCUUAACAAAGGCUUGAAAACUCGUGCUCGUGUACUCAAGAGGCUAAAUUCCAUGGUGAAUUUGAGGAGGAGGGAGAUUGCCGAGGGAAAGACUGCACCAGACCAAGAUUUAAUGUCAUGUUUGAUAACUAUGAAGGAUGACGAUAAUAAGUCCCUUACUGAUGAAGAGAUCAUCGACAACAUGCUCGUGCUCAUGAUAGGAGGUCAUGACACUACUGCUAGUCUUUUAGCCCAGCUUGUUAGAAUGUUGUAUCUGAACCCUCAUGUGUACAAAAGCGUACUCGAAGAACAAACAGCCAUUCGAGCAGCAAAGCAACCAAAUGAACCGCUGGUAUGGGAGGAUGUUAGAAAAAUGGAAUACACACACAAGGUGGUUAAUGAAACUUUACGUAUGGUACCCCCAACUGUUGGUGGAUUCAGGAUGACAGUUGCAGAUGUCCAAUAUAAGGGUUAUACUAUUCCUAAAGGAUGGCAGAUUUUUUGGGAGUCGACCACCACUCAUUUCAAUGGAGAAUAUUUCAAAGAUCCAAGAACGUUUGAUCCAACUCAUUUUGAUAAUAAACCUCCACCUUAUACUUUUAUAGCAUUUGGAGCAGGAGCUAGACUUUGUGUGGGGUAUGAGUUUGCAAGGAUGCAAUCAAAGAUAUUUCUGCAUCAUUUGGUAUGCAAAUACAAAUGGUCUAUGAUAAACCCUCAUGAGAAAAUCGCAUCUGAACCACUUCCAGUUCCAUGCGAAGGAUUACCCAUCAAUAUUCAAGUUAGGAAAAAUUAAUCAUGUUUUCUAGGGUAGUAUGGUUUCACUAAGACAUUGUCUCUAGUUGCAUGGUUGUGUAAAACUUAUUUUCUAGUCUCUCUACACGUCUUCUAAUAAAUUGUUCGUGAAAUAUAUCUAUGUAUGUGUCCUAGUAGGAAAUACUUUAGUUAAAGUAUUGUAGUCUUUGAUGAAUGAGGUUUCGUUGAAUCCAAUUGCUCCAAGGAUCACCCAUAAAAAUAAAGGUU
Messenger RNA from Cryptomeria japonica (Japanese cedar), 1661 nucleotides. Its product is annotated as cytochrome P450 716B2. Gene Ontology annotation, biological process: sterol metabolic process. Gene Ontology annotation, molecular function: heme binding; monooxygenase activity; iron ion binding. The record is from RefSeq and is a predicted model, not a curated record. The coding region runs from base 22 to 1434 and encodes 470 amino acids. NCBI's taxonomy places the organism in Eukaryota, Viridiplantae, Streptophyta, Pinopsida, Cupressales, Cupressaceae. The transcript has 3 exons.